AUGAUGCCAGUCAACUUAUGGUUUAGCACAUAUGCACAAUUGCUUUUCAUUAACUUAAUUUUUGCCGAAAAGGUCCAGUUUGACUUCCCAACCAUAGAGAUUUAUGGGAACAAGUUUUUCAACAGCCGUACUAGCAACCAGUUUUUCAUGAAGGGUAUUGCAUAUCAGCCAAGGAGAGACGAUCAUGAAAUGGAAGUGAAUCAGAGAAAUGACGUUUUUGAAACUAAAUAUAUAGACCCUUUGGCAGAACCCUCCAUUUGUCUGCGGGACCUGCCAUAUUUGAACAAGUUGGGUGUUAACACCAUAAGAGUUUACUCUAUUGAUCCAACCAAAAGUCAUGACGUCUGCAUGGAGGCUUUAAAGAAGGAAAAUAUAUACGUGUUGAUUGAUUUAUCGGAGCCCGACGUUUCGAUCAUAAGAGACAAUCCCGUUUGGAGUGUCGAAAUAUGGAAAAGGUAUAAAGAUGUUGUUGAUUCGAUGGAACAAUACCCAAAUGUUUUGGGAUUUUUCGCUGGAAAUGAGGUUACAAAUGACAAUACAAACACAGAUGCUUCCCCAUUUGUAAAGGCUGCAAUAAGGGACCUCAAAAAAUAUAUGGAGGAGCAAAAAUACCGUGCCAUUCCAGUGGGAUACUCAACAAAUGAUGAUGUUGACACAAGAAUGUCAUUGGCCCAGUAUUAUGUCUGUGGGGAUGUGACUGCUGACUUUUACGGUAUAAACAUGUACGAAUGGUGUGGCUAUUCUUCAUUUGGAACCAGUGGCUACAAAGAGCGGACUGAGGAAUUUGAGAACUACCCAGUUCCUGUGUUUUUCUCUGAAUUUGGAUGCAAUUUAGUAAGACCACGACCAUUUACAGAAGUUGGUGCCCUAUUUGGACCAAAAAUGUCAAAAGUAUGGUCUGGUGGACUGGUAUAUAUGUUUUUCGAGGAGGAAAAUGGGUAUGGUGUUGUGAGUAUAGAUGAACAGACUGGCGAAGUGGUUGAAUUGCCGGAUUUUGAAAAUCUUCGUCGGGAAUACAGUAAGGUUAAGGUCAGUGGCAUUAAAAAAGAGGAGUUUGAUGGCACUUUUGGUAGAACAAUUGCACACAAGAAUAUCAAUUGCCCUGCCAAAACUUCAAACUGGAAAGCUAAUUCACAACUACCUCAUACUCCAAAUGACGCACAAUGCCAAUGUUUGGACGUUGUUCUUCCUUGUCUGGUAGAGGCAUUUGAUGACGAUGAAAAAUAUAAAACUUACUUCGAUUACGUUUGUGACAAGGUGGAUUGUUCUGAUAUUACUGCCAAUGGUGAAAAGGGAGACUAUGGAGAAUUUUCAGAAUGUUCUGCUACCCAAAAGCUUGCACUCCAAAUUUCCAAGCUGUAUAUGAAGGAAGGAACUGGGACCAAAAUAUGUCCCCUCGACGAUCCAAACGUAUAUUUUAAUGAUGGAGUGAACCAAAAGAAAGAGAAGCAAUGCGGAACUAUUUAUGAUAAGGUCAAAAACAAGUCUCUGCUGGGUAAAAAAGCUCCUUUGAAAACCAAGACUGGAAAGAAACUUCAUUCCCUUGAGGGGUCUGUAAAAAACAAUAUGGCUGUUUCGGAUAUCUCUUCCUGUAAGAGUUAUAUAAUAUAUAUCGUUGUGCUUCUAGCUACAAGCUUAAUUUAG
This is a messenger RNA of Huiozyma naganishii CBS 8797, 1644 nucleotides long. It is a transcript of the gene GAS2, whose product is annotated as 1,3-beta-glucanosyltransferase. Gene Ontology annotation, cellular component: fungal-type cell wall; cytoplasm. The transcript has a single exon. The record is from RefSeq and is a predicted model, not a curated record. Gene Ontology annotation, biological process: fungal-type cell wall (1->3)-beta-D-glucan biosynthetic process. Lineage: Eukaryota; Fungi; Ascomycota; Saccharomycetes; Saccharomycetales; Saccharomycetaceae. Bases 1 to 1644 code for a protein of 547 amino acids. Gene Ontology annotation, molecular function: 1,3-beta-glucanosyltransferase activity.